Nothoprocta perdicaria is the source of this 1887-nucleotide messenger RNA. It is a transcript of the gene STIM1, whose product is annotated as stromal interaction molecule 1. The coding region runs from base 1 to 1887 and encodes 628 amino acids. Gene Ontology annotation, biological process: store-operated calcium entry; intracellular calcium ion homeostasis; activation of store-operated calcium channel activity. The record is from RefSeq and is a predicted model, not a curated record. The transcript has 14 exons. Gene Ontology annotation, cellular component: endoplasmic reticulum; plasma membrane. NCBI's taxonomy places the organism in Eukaryota, Metazoa, Chordata, Aves, Tinamiformes, Tinamidae. Gene Ontology annotation, molecular function: calcium channel regulator activity; protein binding; calcium ion binding.
AUGGCCCGACGGCGGGAGCGCGGCGGCGGCGCGGCUCGCUCGGCGCCCGAGGAGGAACGCCCGCCCGACGCCGCCGCCAUCGCCGAGUUCUGCCGCAUCGACCAGCCCCUGUGCCACGACGAGGACGAGCAGCUCAGCUUCGAGGCCGUGCGCAACAUCCACAAGCAGAUGGACGACGACGCCAACGGCAACGUGGACGUGGAGGAGAGCGACGAGUUCCUGAGGGAGGACUUGAAUUACCACGACCCCACGGUGAAGCACAGCACUUUCCACGGUGAGGACAAGCUCAUUAGCGUGGAGGAUCUUUGGAAAGCCUGGAAGAUGUCGGAAGUGUACAACUGGACCGUGGACGAGGUGGUGCAGUGGCUCAUCGGCUACGUGGAGCUGCCGCAGUACGAGGAGACCUUCCGCCGGCUGCAGCUCAGCGGGCACGCCAUGCCCCGGUUGGCGGUGAACAACGUCACCAUGAUGGGCACUGUGCUGAAGAUGACGGACCGGAGCCACCGGCAGAAGCUGCAGCUCAAAGCGCUGGACACGGUGCUCUUCGGACCUCCUCUCCUGACCCGUCACAACCACCUCAAGGACUUCAUGCUGGUGGUGUCCAUUGUCAUCGGCGUGGGCGGCUGCUGGUUCGCUUACAUCCAGAACCGCUAUUCCAAGGAGCACAUGAAGAAGAUGAUGAAGGACCUCGAGGGCCUUCACCGAGCUGAACAGUCUCUCCAUGACCUUCAAGAAAGGCUGCAGAAGGCGCAGGAGGAGCAUCGCUCCGUGGAGGUGGAGAAGGUGCACCUGGAGAAGAAGCUGCAGGACGAGAUCAGCAUGGCCAAGCAGGAGGCGCACCGGCUGCGCGAGCUGCGCGAGGGCACCGAGAACGAGCUCAGCCGGCAGAAAUACGCCGAGCAGGAGCUGGAGCAGGUGCGCAUGGCGCUCAAGAACGCCGAGAAGGAGCUGGAGUCGCACUGCAGCUGGGCUGCGCCCGAGGCCCUGCAGAAGUGGCUGCAGCUGACGCACGAGGUGGAGGUGCAGUACUACAACGUGAAGAAGCAGAACGCCGAGAAGCAGCUGCUGGUGGCCAAGGAAGGGGCGGAGAAAAUUAAGAAGAAGCGGAACACCCUGUUUGGGACGUUUCACGUGGCUCACAGCUCCUCUCUGGAUGACGUUGAUCAUAAGAUCUUGACGGCCAAGCAAGCUCUGAGCGAGGUGACGGCUGCGCUGCGCGAGCGGCUGCACCGCUGGCAGCAGAUCGAGACGCUCUGCGGCUUCCAGAUCGUCAACAACCCCGGCCUCCACACGCUGGCCUCCGCCCUCAACAUCGACCCCGGCUGGAUGGGCACCCCGCGGCCCAACCCCUCGCACUUCAUCCUCACCGAUGACGUGGACGACCUGGACGAAGAGCUCGUGUCCCCCAUGUCCAUGCAGUCUCCGGCCUUGGGCAGCACCGUUCGCCAGCGCCUGGUGGACCCCCAACACGCGCACGGAUCUCAGAGGUUGGUAGAGGGUUCCGCGCCAGGCCACCCCGAGGCGGGCCAGGCCGCCCGCUUCCUGGCGGGCAGAGUCUCCCUCCGGCGAAUGCACAGCCUCACGUCCGGACAGUCUUUCAGUUCCGACCUUCACGGAACCAGCCCUUCACCUGCCGCCUCCGCCACCUCUUCCGCUCCUUGCUCCUCAUCCGCCGCCACCGCAUCUGCUCCUGCUUGCCAUGUCCACCCUCUCUGUUACCAUCACACCACCUCCUCUUAUCUCCUUCAGAUGGACUCCACCCCCGACCUGCCCCCUCCUGAUGUCACCUCUGGGAUCCGCUGUCGCACUGAGAGCUUUGGAGACCUGACGCGCUGCGACUCCGACACGUGCCUGCCGCCGGCGAGCGAGAACUUUUCGAUCCAAUAA